Messenger RNA from Thalassophryne amazonica, 571 nucleotides. RefSeq names its product nudix (nucleoside diphosphate linked moiety X)-type motif 1 (gene nudt1). Gene Ontology annotation, biological process: DNA protection. The coding region runs from base 87 to 557 and encodes 156 amino acids. The record is from RefSeq and is a predicted model, not a curated record. The transcript has 3 exons. Lineage: Eukaryota; Metazoa; Chordata; Actinopteri; Batrachoidiformes; Batrachoididae. Gene Ontology annotation, molecular function: 8-oxo-7,8-dihydroguanosine triphosphate pyrophosphatase activity.
GUUUUUCCCGCUGUAGUUAUUUAUUACGAUUGUUGAAGUUAGUGUAACUGUUAAGAAAAGUGCUAAUUUCUCGCCGACCCUGAAGCAUGUUCACGUCCAAACUGCUCACUCUGGUUCUGGUGGUCCAGCCCGGCAAAGUUCUGCUGGGCAUGAAGAAAAGAGGCUUUGGUGCCGGCAAGUGGAAUGGAUUUGGUGGCAAAGUCCAACCAGGAGAAAAGAUUGAAGAUGCUGCAAGGAGAGAACUGCUAGAAGAAAGCGGCCUCACGGUGGAUCAUCUGGACAAGAUUGGAAACAUCAAAUUUGAAUUUGUGGGUGAAAGCGAGCUACUAGAUGUUCACAUCUUCAGAGCUGACAGUUACAAUGGAGAACCAACGGAAUCAGACGAGAUGAGACCUCAGUGGUUUCAAUGCGACAGCAUUCCUUUCAGUGAAAUGUGGCCUGAUGACAUCCUGUGGUUCCCCAUGAUGCUCCAGAAAAAGAAAUUUGUUGGUUAUUUCAAAUUCCAGGGUCAUGACUUGAUCCUCAGCCACACACUGCAGGAGGUGACGGAGUUUUAAAACCACACCAGAGA